Messenger RNA from Branchiostoma belcheri (Belcher's lancelet), 1634 nucleotides. RefSeq lists its product as uncharacterized. Lineage: Eukaryota; Metazoa; Chordata; Leptocardii; Amphioxiformes; Branchiostomatidae. The record is from RefSeq and is a predicted model, not a curated record. The transcript has 2 exons. The coding region runs from base 312 to 1634 and encodes 440 amino acids.
CCUCGAGAAACGAAGCCAGAGACAAGACGUCUUCAGCCGUUCUCGACGAUUUCGACGCAAAAUAUUGCUGAUAUUCCGAUUUUCGUUCAUAUUUUACCGGUAGAAUUUGUCGCAGAGUCCUAAAGGACAAGGCAGUGGAAGGACGACGUGACAUCGCCUCGUCCAAGGCAGCUUCGUUAGAUUUCGGCAGACUUCGGCAACCCUCGUCAACUCCCGCCGAUCGACGACAGCCAAGUUCGCCCGUCCGAAGCAAACCAAAGACUCCUUAUAUAGUUUAUGAAUAGACUUUUAUGUUGUAAAAAGUUUCAAAAAUGAACGAAAAAAUGAAUAGAGUAGAUGAUAAGUUAGAUACUAGCGGUAGUGCUAGUAAUGCUAGUAAUAGUGUUGGGCUAAGUGUUACGCGCCCCUCCCCUGCGCAGUCUAACACGGAUGUAUCGAAAUAUGCAGAGGAACUGAGCAAAGACCCUACAGUCCUCCGCAGCGCGAACAGCAUCAGCAGGCUGUUCAGGGGUGGCUCCAAAAACAACGUCACCACCAUUUUUGCCCAAAACCUGAUCGAAUCCGCCACUGAAGACCUGCAGAUUGAGAUCGAAUCUUGCUCGUCCAUGUCCAGCGGCAGCUGUGAGUCUGGUAUGGACAUGAUGGACUCUGUUUUUAACAUAACCGGACUCAUCCACGCCGAGAAAAACCGAAUCAAGGGCGAACGGUCCAGGGAGGACGUCGGUCUCCUCUCGCAGAUCGCGAAGUUCAAGCCGGAGUUUCGCGCAACGACCGAGACUCACCAGAGGGAGAGUACUCACGAGCUCACGCAGAGACGCGACUCUCAGGGAUAUGACACGAUGGCUUACCUCCACAGAGGGUACUCCCUGACUAGGCUCUCAGAUCUGAGACAGGGAAAGAUCCGAACCGUGACAGGGAAGACGCUGCGGAUCAAGUGCUCCAAGACGAAUGAAAUCCUCCGCCAGAAGAUGAUCUAUAAUGCCAGACAGGAGUUGGCCCCUCCGAAAAAGAAGAAGUUCAAAACCAUCGCUAAGGCGGUCGCCUGGACCGUCAGGAACAGGUUGGCGUUCAUGAAGGGUGACCAAAAAACCAAGGAGCAGGAGGAAGAGGAGAAGCUACAGAAGUUGGCAAAGAUCUACGUCUCAAACAUCAUCAAAACGGCCGCCAAGAAGGUUGAGUUGGAGGAGAGGAAGGAGGCCAUAAGGCAGGAAAGGCGCCGCCGUGCCAACCGCAGAAAGUUCACUAAGACUCCGAACUACUUCGGGGAGCUGGAGGACUUUCCUGACCCGACCCCGUGGGUGCAAAAGUACGACAAGAACCACAACAAGAACAACAAAGCGCUGACGUACCUGGUCCGAGAGAUCCAGAGGGACAUCAAGGAGAACGAGUUGGGCCCUCCACGACCCGACCUGGAGGUGCCGUGCAGCAACCUCUCCCUGAGGCACUCCAAACACUCCGAUCUCAACCUGGCGCGUCAUGGCGACGACACUGAGGAGGAGCCAACCAUCUUCAGCGGGCGACAGAACUCCGCCAUCCACUUCGGAGGCAUCACAAGGAUUGACUCCGACACUCCUCAUGUCAGGGAAGAGGAUAAGCUCGGCAUCGCUGCUGGAGGGGCCCCUGCAAGUAAAUGA